This is a messenger RNA of Loxodonta africana (African savanna elephant), 2451 nucleotides long. Its product is annotated as proline-rich proteoglycan 2-like. Lineage: Eukaryota; Metazoa; Chordata; Mammalia; Proboscidea; Elephantidae. The record is from RefSeq and is a predicted model, not a curated record. The transcript has 3 exons. Bases 1 to 678 code for a protein of 225 amino acids.
AUGGGGAAAGAACUCUUGACGGCGCGGCCGCGCGGCUCAGCGUCCCGGGAAAAGGGAAGUUGCCCGGACGCGCCUUCCCCGACCCUGCCGCGCUGGUCGCCCCCGAGCCGGCCCCCGAGCCCGCCUGGAAAGGAGACGGAGCAGCGUCCUCACCCCGGCGGGCAGGCGGCCCCGCACUGCCCUCCGCGCUCCGGCGGCUCACAGCGGCUCGCACCUCCACACGGGACGCCGGGCCGUCCCCGCCCUCGCUCGCGCGGCCACCUCCUUCGUCGCCGUCCACUGGGAGGUGCGAGCAUCCGGGGCUGCAGCGGCGCGCGUCGCCUCCUCCAUGGGAGUGCCGAAAGGAACCUGCCGGGACGACCGCCGCCGAGGCUGCCGUCGCCGCGGGACCGACCACCGCGCCGAGAGGCUGGGCGCGGCGGAGUGACGCAAGCGAUGGCGCGCCGCGCGCACGCGCAGUGCCCGGCGGAAGCUGUCCCGGGCGCCCUCUUCCGGGUUCCGGUUUGCUCACUAGGCCCCAGUCAGCCGGGAAGGGAAAGACGGUCAACGAGGCGGGUGGUCGCCGCGGCUGCGACAGCCGGCUCGAGCAUGGCGGCUGCGAGCCUGGCGCAGGACCGGGCAGUGUUUCCUUCUGCUGUUCGCGGGGUCGCUGAGUCGGACUGCCUAGACGGCGCCUGACAGCACCCGCCCGCGGGGAGAGCGCGGACGCUAACCUAAAGCUCUCUCUGCCCGUGUUCUGAUCAUCCCCGCUGCAGCCACAUCUAACCAGCGUUUUCUCCUCCUCAUAGCCCACAGACUCCUCCUGUGUUCAUGAUCUGGUCCUCUCACCUGACACGUUGCACACUGUGUCAUCUCUGCAUGUAUAUCUGUACCUUGCUAAUAAGAUGCAGCCUCCUUAAACACCCAGAUCACCUCAGGUACUGGGUGCACGUCUUGUACACUCUGAUUGCUCAAGCACUGAUCAUGAAAUAUUUAUAAACUUUUUAGAAAUCUAGUUCCUUCCCACACACUGCUGGUGGAAACACAAAAUGGUACAACUUCCUUGGAAAACAGUUUGGAAGUUUCUUAAAAACAUACACAAACCCUCAACUGGACUGGACCAAAAGCAAAGAAGUUUCCGGGAUAAACUGAAUGCUUCAAAGGUCAGCGGAGCAAGGGCGGGGGUUUGGGGACUAUGGCUUAAGGGGACUUCUAAGUCAUUUGGCAAAAUAAUUCUAUUAUGAAAACAUUCUGCAUCCCACUUUGAAAGGUGGCGUCUGGGGUCUUAAAUGCUAACAAGCGGCCAUCUAAGAUGCAUCAAUUGGUCUUAAUCCACCUGGAUCAAAGGAGAAUGAAGAACACCAAGGUCACACGACAACUAUGAGCCCAAGAGACAGAAAGGGCCACAUGAACCAGAGACUUACAUCACUCUGAGACCAGAAGAACUAGAUGGUGCCCGGCCACAACCGAUGACUGCCCUGACAGGGAGCACAACAGAGAACCCCUCAGGGAGCAGGAGAUCAGUGGGAUGCAGACCCCAAAUUCUCAUAGAAAGACCAGACUUAAUGGUCUGACUGAGACUAGAGGAAUCCCGGCGGUCAUGGUCCCCAAACCUUCUGUUGGCCCAGGACAGGAACCAUCCCCGAAGACAACUCAUCAGACAUGGAAGGGACUGGACAGUGGGUGGGAGAGAGAUGCUGAUGAAGAGUGAGCUAUUUGUAUCAGGUGGACACUUGAGACUGUGUUGGCAUCUCCUGUCUGGAGGGGAGAUAGGAGGGUAGAGAGAGAAACUGGCAAAAUUGUCACGAAACGAGAGACUGGAAGGGCUGACUCAUUAGGGGGAGAGUAAGUGGGAGUAUGGAGUAAGGUGUAUAUAAGCUUAUAUGUGACAGACUGACUUGAUUUAUAAACGUUCACUUAAAGCUCAAUAAAAAUUGUUAAAAAAAAAAAAAAUACACAAACCAGAUGAUCCAGCCAUUCUACACCUAGGGGGAAUUUCAUUUCUUCCAAGGUUGUAAAUGAACGUUCAGUAGCAGCUUUAUUUGUAACAGCCCAAAACUGCAAACAACUCAAAUGUCCUCAAGAGAUGAAGGGAUAAACUGUGGUAUAUCCAUAUUAUGAAAUACUAACUCUGCAAAAAGGAAGGAGGUAUUGAUACACACUAUGAAAUGGUGGAAUCUCAAAAUCAUUAUGCUAAGAGAAACCAGGCCAUCCCUCACAAGAGUAUAUAUGAUUCCAUUUAUAUCAAAAUUCUAGGAAAUGCAAAUAAUAUACGAUGACAAGAAGCAGAUGAAUGGUUGCCUGGAGGUGGGGGUCAGGGUGGGGGAGGGGUAACAAAAGUAAACCUGGAGGAUGAUGGAUGUAUUCAUUGUUUUGAUCAUGGUCAUGUAUACAUAUGUCAAAACUUGCCAAACCGUACGUUUUAUGUAUGUAUUUUAUGUCAAUUACACCUCAAUAAAGCUGUUAAAAUCA